Nothobranchius furzeri (turquoise killifish) is the source of this 1633-nucleotide messenger RNA. RefSeq names its product butyrophilin subfamily 3 member A3. The record is from RefSeq and is a predicted model, not a curated record. Gene Ontology annotation, cellular component: cytoplasm. NCBI's taxonomy places the organism in Eukaryota, Metazoa, Chordata, Actinopteri, Cyprinodontiformes, Nothobranchiidae. Gene Ontology annotation, biological process: protein ubiquitination. Gene Ontology annotation, molecular function: ubiquitin protein ligase activity; protein binding.
AACCGAACCGCUCCCGACCAGCCGAGUGCCAGUCUGGUAUGUAAACAAGGUCAGACUGCAGCACAGACCACAGACUUCAGGCAAGAGAGAAGACUCGACUUUAAACGCAAGAAAAGAACCAAAAACCAGCCUGAAGAAACAUUUGGUUUGAGGACUUGUGCACCACUCUGACAAGAUGAUGCAGUGUUUCCACUUCAUGGUGGAGCCAGCCAAAAACUUCACGGCCAAGAUUAAGGAAUCAAACAAGAGGGCAAAGAGGGAAAAUAGGGAGCCUCUGGACGAAGAUCAGCUGUUUGUUGUGGAGCUGGCAAGAGACCUGAACCGGGUUUGCCAGAGAUCAGCGGUUCUGGAGCACAUCUGGAACCAAGAUGACACCUGGCCCACUCCUCUCUGCAGGCUCUUUGUCCUGCAGUGGGCAUCCAUGCUGGAGAACAAGAAGAGACUCGUGCAGACUGACGGCUGGCCAGAGACGGAUGAGGAGAAACAGCAUGAUCUGAUUACAGGACAGGACCUGCAGCAGGCCAAAACCACCAUCUUCAACUGGAUCAAAGAUCUGAGAGCUCAGCCUGAGCAAAGUGUGUGGCCCGGAGAACCACUGGCAAUGAUCCUGGAGGAUCUCCAGUCAGCCUGGCGCUGGGGUCGUGUACCCAAUCUCCUGACUGCUAUGGAGCUGGUGAUGUGGACUUUAGUGUCUCAGCGACCCGAUAAGGACAAAAUACCACAGCAGUGGCUUCUGUGGAAGCAGAGGACUCACAAGAUUGGUGCCAUAUCCUACAUUCCUCAGCCAGUCUGGGACUGGAUUGGAGAUGCUGCAGUGGAUGUGACCCUUGACCUGGAAACGGCCAACCCCGAUCUGCUCAUCUCUGCUGAUGAGAAGAAGAUGCGUUGUGGCUUUGAAAGGAAAGAAGUUCCUAACUACCACCAGCGCUUCGACGGCUGGUGGUGUGCAGUCGGAGUGAACGGCCUUGGCUCUGGCCGACAUUACUGGGAGGCGGAGGUGGGAGAGCGUGACUGGCGUUUGGGCGUAGCCAAAGAGUCGGCUCUGAGGAAGGGCUUCAAGUCCCUGAACACCGACACGGGCUACCUGACUCUGCGACUGGAGAGGGGCUCCGAGCUCAAGGCGCUGACGGUGCCCUUCACCUCCCUGCCGCCCGGCCUCAUCCCACGUAAGGUGGGCGUCUACCUUGACUACGACAACGGCCAGCUGUCCUUCUAUGACGUGGACAAGCACAUGCACAUUUACACCUACAAUGAGAGCUUCACUGAGAAGCUGUUCCCCUUGUUCGGUACAGUGGAGAUCAUGAAGGAUCUGGUGAUCAGGUCUCCAGCUGCAAAGACCUACUGUCUCUGCCCCACCUCUUGUCUGUGGGCUUAGGUGUCCCCCAUCAGUAGAUGUCAUGAUAGAGUUUUAACAAUCCAGAAUCACAGAAAUCCUGCUGUGAAAGCUUCACUAUGUGACCACUCUAUUCUGCUUCUGCUUUGCCAACAAUGCUGCUAAUACUUUACCUCUAUAGAGUUCUAGUGCUGCCCUUUGCUCACAUGUAUUUAUGAUAGCUGAGCAAAAGCCCCUUUGUGCAAUACUAAUAUGUCAAUGCACUUCUGUGGAUAAUAAAUAAACCAAAUCCAGACUGAA